Coffea eugenioides is the source of this 3886-nucleotide messenger RNA. RefSeq lists its product as uncharacterized. The record is from RefSeq and is a predicted model, not a curated record. The transcript has 23 exons. Bases 180 to 3593 code for a protein of 1137 amino acids. Lineage: Eukaryota; Viridiplantae; Streptophyta; Magnoliopsida; Gentianales; Rubiaceae.
ACCACAUUUGUUAACUAGCAUGUUUGGGACUAUAAUCCAGAUUAAGGAAACUAAGGCUAGUUUAAGCCAAGUAACUGUGAAAACCCAUUGAGAAGACUGCAGAAAAAGUGCAGCCUCUACAGCUUCUUCUCACACACUGGAUAUUAUACUGCAAGGAAGGGGAAGAGUUGAUUUCAUCAAUGCCGACUCAGGCUGAUCAUGUUGUCGGUUUGAGGAACCAAAGCCGGGGAGGUCGAGGCUUUGGAUUGCCUUCUGCAACUAGAUUUCAAAGUGGACACCUGCCAUCUGGGAUUAUCCCGGUGUCCAGAGGCAUGCCUGUCAAAAAUGGCGCUGGAAUCGGUUCAGAGUCAGACAUGGAUACCAGCUCUGACUCGGAUAGUGAGGCUUACGGUGGACGUUAUUCGGUUGAAACAUCGCCCCAAGAUGAUAAAUUUGUGAACGGCAAACGUCAGAGUAAUUUUCGAAGUUUAGGAGCACAAGGUAUCAGAAGUAUCGAUGCUAGUGUGCCAGACCUCAGGAAUGAAACUUCAGAGGUUUACUACUUCAAUGGAAAUCUACAACCAAAUGCUAAGACACCAAGACAGGUUCUUCAAGGUGCAGGAGUCCAGAAUUAUAAGUUACCGGAUGAUGUUCCAAGUGCACCACCACUGGCUGGUUCUGUCUCAGAAACAAACCAAGUUUCGGGGCAACCUAGAGCAGAUUUUUUCCCUCACUCUACAAAAUUGGAUGGUUCUGCAACCGCAGAUAUGCCAAAUACUGGCAAUGGAACCCCAUUAAACUCUACUGCCAAGACAGCUUGUGAUGCAUCUCUUAGGGCUGCUGGUGUGUCUUUGCAUUCCUUACCUGCAAAAAUCCCUACUUUCCAUGCAAGUGGUCUAGGCUCUUGGAAUGCUUUCAUUUCUUAUGAUGCAUGUAUUCGGCUAUGCCUUCACGCUUGGGCCAGCGAAUGCAUGGAAGCUCCCAUCUUCCUAGAGAAUGAGUGUGCAGUUCUGAGAGAUGCUUUUGGAUUGAAGCAUGUGCUGUUACAAUCGGAAGAAGAGCUCUUGAGGAAAAGGUCAGCAGAACUAAUCAGCGAGGGAGCUUGUGUAAAACCUAAGAAAAUUAUUGGCAAGAUGAAAGUGCAAGUUCGUAAAGUAAAAAUGGUUCUGGAGCCACCAACAGGCUGUAGCCUUUCAUCUUUGAAACCACCCCUAAAGAAGCUGGAGCCUUUUCGAGUACGGUUGUCCAGCAUAAAAUCAGCUCUCUCGUCUGAGUGGGAAACUUACAAAAAAGUACGUGUGAGCCCACGUAUGCCAUCAAAUGGAUCUCUUUCACGCCAGAGCUUGGCUUAUGUUAAUGCUGGAACUCAGUAUGUAAAAGAAUUGCCUGAAUUGGUAAAAAUUGGCAUUACUGCUUUGCGCAACCAUUCGACAUCCUAUGAAAUGGUGCAAGAAACAUAUUCUUGUUCAUUGAGAUUGAAAAAUUCAUCUGAAGAGGACACAGUUAAAAUGCAGCCUGGAUCUGGAGAGACUCAUGUGUUCUUGCCGGAUGGGUUAGGAGAUGAUCUAAUUAUUGAAGUCCAUGAUUCAAAGGGGAAGUAUUGUGGGAGGGCAAUGGCUCAGGUGGCUGAAAUUGCUGAUAAUCCGGCUGACAAGCUUCGCUGGUGGUCUAUAUAUCAAGAGCCAGAGCAUGAACUUGUGGGGAGAAUACAAUUGUAUAUCAAUUAUUCAAAUCAAGAAGAGAAUAGUCAUCUUAAGUAUGGUUCUGUUGCUGAGACUGUUGCAUAUGACUUCGUUUUGGAGACUGCAAUGAAAGCUCAACAGUUUCAACAGAGAAAGCUUUUGCUGCAUGGUUCAUGGAAGUGGCUAGUGACUCAAUUUGCUUCAUACUAUGGAGUUUCAGAUGCAUACACUAAGCUGAGAUAUCUUUCCUAUGUUAUGGAUGUUGCUACACCAACUGCAGAUUGUCUAGAUUUGGUGCAUGAUCUGCUCUUUCCUGUUGUGAUGAAAGGCAAAAGUAAAGAGGCAUUGAGUCACCAAGAGAAUCGUAUGCUGGGAGAUGUUUCUGAUCAAAUUGAGCAGACCAUUGCGGUGGUUUUUGAGAAUUACAAGUCACUUGAUGAGUCAUCUCCAUCAGGGGUCGCUGAUGUGUUUACACCAGCUACUGGAUUUGCUGCUUCUGCUCUGGUACCAGCCCUAAAGCUGUACAAACUUUUGCAUGAUAUUCUCUCUUCUGAGGCACAGUUGAAGCUUUGCAGAUAUUUUCAGACUGCAGUGAAGAAGAGAUCCAAGAGGCAUAUGUCAGAAACAGAUGAGAUUGUUUCUAACAAUAAUGGGAACGUACUAAUGGACCCAGUAACUAUUUCUGCAGCAUAUCAGAAAAUAAAAUCUCUUUGUUUGAACAUCAGACGAGAAAUCUUCACAGACAUAGAAAUUCACGAUCAGCAUGUACUCCCCAGUUUCAUAGACCUUCCAAAUCUAUCCUCAUCCAUAUAUAGCACCGAACUCAACAGUAGAUUGCAGACAUUUCUUGUUGCUUGUCCACCUCCUAGUCCAUUGCCACCUGUGACAGAACUCGUUGUUGCAACAGCUGAUUUUCAAAGGGAUCUUGCCUCCUGGAAUAUUAAAGCUGUUAAAGGUGGAGUUGAUUCAAAACAAUUGUUCCACUCAUAUAUAACCUUCUGGAUCCAGGAAAAGCGUCUUACCUUGCUGGAACUAUGCAAACCUGAUAAGGUAAAAUGGUCCAGCUUCCAAGCACUGGAUCUCACAACCCCUUUCGUGGAUGAUAUAUACGAUCAACUGAAGGAGACACUAAAGGAAUAUGAUGUCAUUAUAAGUCAUUGGCCAGAGUAUACCAUCCAGUUGGAAAGUGCCAUAACAGAUGUGGAAAAGACAGUUAUAGAGACUAUGGAAAAACAUUAUGCAGAUGUUUUAUAUGCACUGAAGGAGAACUCAAUUCCAAUUAAAUUGGGCCUCAAGUAUGUUCAGAAAUUUGCUAAGGGCACUGUAUCUGCCUAUUCCGUUUGCAGAGAGUUGGGAAUUUUUCUUAAUUCCGUGAAAAGGAUUCUUGAUGUUUUGCGGCCCCCAAUAGAAGCACAGAUAAAGGUAUGGGGUUCUUGCAUCCCUGAUGGUGGGAGUACCAUCCCAGGCGAGCAUCUGAGUGAAGUAACGGUUAUGCUCAGAGCCAAAUUGAGAACUUAUUUGCAAGGAGUUACAGAAAAGCUUGUGGAAAAUACAAGAUUGCAACCCUCUACAAAGUUGAAGAAAAUAAUUCAGGAUGCAAAGGAAAAUGUUGUAGAAUCUGAUGUUCGAAGUAGGAUGCAGCCCUUGAAGGAUUUGCUUGAAAAAAUGAUUGAUCAACUUUACAAUUUAUUGGACCCUCAGGUGUUCAUAAUCGUAUCAAGAGGUAUUUGGGAUAGGAUGGCACAGGAUGUGCUUAGAUUUCUGGCAGAGAGGAAGGAAAAUCGGUCAUGGUACAAAGCUUCACGGGUUGCAGUAUCUGUUUUAGAUGAUAUUUUUGCCUCACGGAUGCAACAAUUGCUCGGGAAUGCACUACAACAAAAAGACGUGGAACCUCCCGGAUCGAUUAUGGAAGUGCGGUCGAUGCUAUCCUAGGAUGCUUCUACUAGAAUUGUAAAGAAACACACAUAGACAUAGAGGGAAAACUUCGAGUUCUCAUACACCGAUAACGAUAGAAGAAUUGAGGAAUGGCUGCUUCGUUGCAGCUAUAGGUGGCAAACGAACAAACGCAUUUAGCUAAAUUUACCCACACCCACCUAUGAAUAGUUGUAUAUGGGUAUCUUUAAAUUUUAACAUACGGGUAUAAAUGGUAAUAAUAUCCAUUUAUUAUCAAAUCCAAUUAAUUCAUUUAGAAUUAUCUUUUUCAAGCCUCCCACCCAUUUAGAAGA